AUGCCGAGAAUGAACAACUUCAGGCGCUUGCCACAGAGCCUUCUGGUGCUCCUUACGGCCGCCUCUUCCGCGCUGGCCGUGCCGUCUCCAUGGCAACCAGUCGGGGAAUCUGUGCUACAGACUGCGGCGCCUGGUAGUACAGGCGCCGUUGCUUCCGAAAGCAAGAUAUGCAGCGAGGUCGGCAUCAACCUCCUGGCUCGUGGUGUGAGUGAUAUCCUGGCAGUGAGAAGUCAGAGCAAGACUGACUCGCUUGACCCCAACCUGCAGGGUAACGCUGUCGAUACUUUUGUCGGUACGCAGCUAUGUGUCGGCGUCAUCGGGAUGCACCAUUCAGGCCUGGGCGGCGGCGGCUUUAGUCUCGUUCGUGACAAGAACGGAAACUACACAGUCAUUGACUACAGAGAAUCGGCUCCGGCUGCGGCCUUUGAGGAUAUGUACAAAGGCAACGUCCGGGGCAGCAUCGUCGGUGGCCUGGCCGCAGGCGUUCCGGGCGAGCUAGCCGGGUUGGAAAAGGCACACAAGGAGUUCGGCGUGCUGCCUUGGAAGGCUGUAGUCCGACCUGCCGCCUAUGUAGCUCGAAAUGGAUUUCCUGUAAGCGAGGACUUGGUACGAUACAUGGCGUACGGUAUUGCGUAUGCCGGUUGGAACUUCUUGGUAGAGGACCCAUCGUGGGCUCUAGAUUUUGCGCCUCAUGGUUCGCUUUUGACGUUGGGAGAGACAAUGUACAGGAAACGAUAUGCUGAAACGCUGGAAAAGGUUGCAGAGCAUGGUGCUGAUGUGUUCUAUACUGGUGCUAUGGCUGAUGCAACGAUCGACUAUCUCCAGAAAUACAACGGCACGAUGACACUCGAUGACCUGUCCAACUAUCAAGCCAUCAUCCGUCAACCCGUCAACAUCACAUAUCACGGUUUCAACCUCUACUCCUCUGGUGCACCUAGCAGCGGUGCCGUCUGCCUUUCCACGCUGAAAACCAUGGAAGGCUAUGACGCCUCAGAUACGGCUGAUGUAAACCUAACUCUGCAUCGAUUCGACGAGGCGAUGCGCUUCGCAUACGGUGCCCACCAAGCGCUGGGAGAUCCAGAUUUCCUGUCUGAUGUCGACAAGCUCGAGUACAAGAUGUUAGACGCUUCGGAGGCUGCUUCCAUCCGGCAGCGGAUCCUCGACAACUCGACGCAGCCUGUCAAGAACUAUGACCCGGACGAGAUCUACACGUCCGAAAGCCACGGGACGUCACACAUUGUGACGGCGGAUGCGUCCGGUAUGGCCGUGUCUAGCACGACGACGGUGAAUCUGCUAUUUGGCAACCUUCUCAUGGUGCCUGAGACGGGCGUUAUCCUUAACAACGAGAUGAAUGACUUUUCUAUACCUGGAGUUACCAAUCAAUUCGGGUACGCGCCAAGUGAGGCCAACUUUAUACGACCUAACAAGCGGCCGCUGUCUUCCAUCACUCCUGUCAUUAUCGAGCACUCAAACGGCACACUACUCGCCACUGUGGGCGCGGCGGGAGGAUCGCGAAUUAUAAGCUCGACCACCCAGGUGACGUGGCAUGUGCUGGGACGUGCCAUGACGAUGAGAGAUGCGAUCAAGGAACCCAGAUUCCACGACCAGUUGAUGCCAAAUGAGGUCGUGUUUGAGUAUUCCUUUGAAAACAGCACGGUUGCGAGUAUGGCCGAAAAGGGACACAACGUCACCUGGGUCCGCGAGGGUAUCAGUGCUGUGCAAGGCAUCAAACUCGCCGGGGAUGGUAUCUUCGAGUCUGUUGGCGAGACUAGACAGAAGAACAGUGGUGGGCUGAGCAUCUAA
Molecule: messenger RNA, 1803 nt
Organism: Anthostomella pinea
Lineage: Eukaryota; Fungi; Ascomycota; Sordariomycetes; Xylariales; Xylariaceae
Source: the annotation of a GenBank genome assembly